GAUUAGAUGUGGACUGGCGAGUGGCGAGUUGUAGCUGUAAGGGGUUUUCCACCGUGAAUUUAUUUGGCGCCGAAGUAAAGAUUCCACCUUUGGGUUUGGGGAGAUCCAGUUCGAUCCAAGGGAUGAAUGCGGAAGGCGACAAAGUUAUCGACAAAUGGGUAUGCGAAUUUGUACUCCGUCGGCAACAAAAUCCUAGGGCUUGCGGGAAGAGGCUGUUGUCAAUGCUGAGGCUGGAAGAGGACGACGGCUGCACCACCCUCAAGAAAUCGGCGGUUCUUCGUGACAUAUGUAAUCGCUUGAUUCAGGGAAUGGUGGACGAGCGAAUCCUUGACCUCCUCGAGCUGUUCGAGAAGCUUCAGUUACAUGAAGAUUCUGCAAUUUUAGAGUCCCUCAAGUCUGCCUACUGCUGGGUAGCUGCCGAAUGUACGGUUAGGUAUAUGUUCGCUGUGGACGCCAUGAAACCUUUUCUCUACUUGGAUGCCCUGCAGAGGAUCUGGGACCUGAGAAUCGGCCUUCUGAGAGAAAGAGAUAGCGUUUUGGUGACUCAAGAGCUCAUCGACUGGGGCUAUAACCUCAAGAAUGCCAUUGAUGAUUCCGAAUUAUUCCAGCGGCUUCGCCAGAUUAAUACCAGGUACUCUGCUAUCUCUUAUCUCUGUGAGUUUCUCAAAGAGCACUGGGUGCUCGUGGGCUCUCCAUAUCUAGAAUUAGAAGCCAGUAGGAGGGUCCGACACAAGGGAAAUGAUACAAAUGUGGAGGGGAACCCGGUUGAUGUUCGAAACGGAGAAACGUCCCCGAGACCUAAUGAUGCUCACCAAUGCCCGGGGCAUUUGGAGGAUGACCCCGUCGAUAACACGAAUGGGCAAUCUGUAUUCAAUGUCGGUCAACAGGAACAUGAGCAGAGUGAUGAUAAGGGGAAACCCACAGUGGCUCAGGAGCUGAAAGAGGAUUUGUUGGAGUUAGAGGCGCUGAUCAAUAGCCUUACCCAGGCUGGGAAUGACCAGACGUCGGGACCACAUUCUACCAGUGUGACCCCUCAACCUCUUCAGGCCGGUGUCAGAGGUCAGGAUUACAACAAAGAACCCGAGAAUGUAAAUGAGCGAGCUUCUGGUAGUGAAGGAACAUUGUCCGGGAGAGUUAGGCCUCACCUGCCAAACCUUAGAUCAUUCAAUGUAUCCCCGUUAAGGAAAGGUCGAUUGCCUAAUAAACCCCAAAGCAGUGCUGGCAGAAGGCUGAGGAAAGGUUGGACUCCUGAAGAAGUACAAACCCUAAGGGAAGGCGUGAAGGAGUAUGGAAAAUCCUGGAAAGCUAUAAAGGAGGCUUACCCCGAAUUGUUGGCGAAUAGGACUCCGGUUGACUUGAAGGAUAAAUGGAGGAACUUGGUUGCUUGACAAAGAAGAAGGGCAUGUUAUGUUGCAGCCACAUCGUUUUAGUGUUAGCAGGUUAGGGCUUUCUCCUUUUGGAAUGAAGAAAAACUGUAGGCGUUGGCUAUGGUAGGCACUGACUGUCUUUGGUUGAACUUGAACGUAAAGGUCGCAAAGAAUGUUAGCUGCGUAGGGUUCUGGUUCUUGUCUUGUAAACAUGUUGAUGUUUGUGUUGUAAAUAAUGGUUUGUACGUAAUGGGACGCGACCUUGAGGUUUUGGUCACUAGCCACAUUUGCAUUCAGAGAAACACAAGUGUUUCCCA
Messenger RNA from Tarenaya hassleriana, 1684 nucleotides. RefSeq lists its product as uncharacterized. The record is from RefSeq and is a predicted model, not a curated record. NCBI's taxonomy places the organism in Eukaryota, Viridiplantae, Streptophyta, Magnoliopsida, Brassicales, Cleomaceae. The coding region runs from base 123 to 1388 and encodes 421 amino acids. The transcript is spliced from 5 exons.